GGAGUCCCAACAGCCCUCGAUUCAAUCUCUCGUCAAUACGAUCAAGAGACAGGCACUCCUCCAUGACAAGGGCUCGCACUCGUUCCUUUCGUCUUCACCAUACGACACAGCAUGGUUGGCGAUGAUUCCCGAUCCUCGCCGACACGAUGAUCCCAUGUUUGAGGGAUGUCUGAAUUGGGUGCUCCACGAUCAGAAUGAAGAAGGGUUUUGGGGAGAUUAUGAUAACAACGGGCAUGAAAUGUCCGACGGAGUGGAGUGCCUUGCUUCAACCCUUGUUUGCAUGGUCGCGCUCAAAAAGUGGCAUGUUGGUUCCGCUUUGAUAGAGAAAGGAUUAAAUUUCAUCCAUGAAAAUGCGGAGUUGCUUCUUACAAGAAACAAGGAUGGAAAGUUUCCUCGUCGGGUCGCUAUCGUCUUGCCUGGAAUGGUUGAUUUGGCACGUGCUGCUGGUUUGGAGAUCGUAUUCCCCAAGAGCACAGAACGUGCCAUUGCUGAUUUAUUCAGCGAUCGACAACGGGUUCUCGACAGGGAAGAACUUGCGGACCAGAACCAAUAUUACCCGUUGUUAUCGUAUCUUGAGGCAUUGCCUCCGACAUACAAAGUCGGCCAUGAAAGCAUAUUGAAGCAUCUGGACGGCGACGGCUCUUUGUUUCAAUCACCCUCUGCAACAUCGGGUGCUUACCUGGCCACCGGGAACGAAGAAUGCUUGGCUUAUCUUCAAUCUCUUGCUUCAAAUUGUGCUUCUAAUGGCGCAGUUCCAUCUCUCUAUCUCGUGGAUGAAGAGCUUCCAAAACUCUCCAUGGUUCAUCAACUGGUGAGAUUGGGGUUGACCGAGUACUUUGACCGGGAGAAGGAUGAAAUUUUGGCACAAAUCUAUCGGAACUACAAGCAUGAAAAACCUAUCGCGAAAUCAAUUCAUUUGAUCGCCGCCGAGCUAUACAAAGAUUGCUUGGAAUUCUGGCUUUUGCGCAUGCAUGGUUAUAGUGUAUCACCAUCAAGCAUUUGUUGGUUCCUAGAUCGUGAAGAAGUCCGAGAUCGCGUCGAAAAGCAUUAUGAACACUUCUCGAGCGUGCUUCUCUACGUUUAUAGAGCCAGCAAUCUUAUGCUGCCUGGUGAACGUCAACUCGAGGAAGCGAGAGCUUUCUCGAAGAAGUUUCUCGAGAAAAUCGCUUUCGGAGGAACGAGAGAUGAAAGCAUCGUCUCGUCGAGUCAUCGCAGAAUGAUUGAGCACGAACUGGGUCUUCCGUGGAUGGCUCGCCUAGACCACCUGGAACAUAGGACGUGGUUGGAGGAAAGAGAUGCUUGUGUACUAUGGAUGGGAAAAUUUUCUUGCCAUAGGUCAUCUUUGAUUCAUAAUCAAGAUAUAGUGCAACUUGCUCUGCAGAACUUUGUAUUGAGACAAUCUGUUUACAGGAUGGAACUUGAUGUAGUCAAAAGGUGGUCGGGAGCAACCGGACUUAGCAAGAUGGGGUUCGGUCGAGAGAAGACAACGUACGCUUAUUUCGCUGUCGCCGCUUCAGUUUAUCUGCCUUGCAACUCCGAUGUGCGAGUGCUGGUCGCCAAGAGCGCGAUCAUACUAACCGUCGCCGACGACUUUUUCGACAUGGAAGGUUCACUAGAGGAUCUGGAAAAGCUUACCGAUGCGGUUCAAAGGUGGGACGGUGAAGGAUUGAGCGGGCACGCCAAGACCAUAUUCGAAGCCCUCGACGAUCUUGUCACCAACUUCCGAGCUAAAUGCUUCCAACAAUCGGGGAAGGACGUCAAGGAAAAUCUUCGACGCAUGUGGGGGGAGACAUUCCAGUCAUGGCUGACGGAGGCGAAGUGGAGCAGAAGCGGAGGCGCGCCACCGACAUACGAGUACCUCGACGUGGGCAUGGUGUCGGUUGGAGCACACACCACAGUCCUUCCAUCUUUGUGCCUCACAAGCCCCGCGACCGCAUUGCAUCAGCUGUGGCCCGAUCCCUGCCAUCCCAUCACUCGGUUGCUCAUGGUCAUCACUCGGUUGCUCAAUGACAUCCAAAGCUACCGGAAAGAAGAAAAGGAAGGGAAAUUGAACUUUGUGCUACUCUACCUAAAGGAAAACCCCAAAGCCAACAUUGAGGACUCCAUCAAAUUUGUGCAAUUGCUGAUCAACCAGAAGAAGAAAGAGUUCCUCCAACACGUCCUCGACGAGCACUCCGACUUGCCGGGACCGAGCAGGAUGCUGCACCUCUCGUGCUUGAAAGUGUUCUACAUGUUCUUCAACUCCUCCAACCACUACGACUCAGACACGGACAUGCUACACGACAUCCACAAGGCACUCGUCAUCCCGCCGCUGGUCCCCAAAUUGAAGCCCCUUAGGCAUUUGCCGGAGACACCAGGACCGAAGCCAUGGGAGUUUGCAACCAAGAACUGGUCUGGCCAAUUCAGCCUCGAUUGUUUCCCAAGGAAGAGCUUUAUCGGGCAUCGAACGUCUUCCUACAGUAGUCCGGCGAAGAGAUGGGAGAAGAUGUACAAGCCAUCUAGUUUUAGGUUAUGCUUCGCCUAGUUAUAGCGAUGGCAUAUAUUUGGUUACUAUAAUUGUUACAGUUGUUGCAAUUAUAGGUUAUUAAUGGCUCAACAUUAGUGAGACAUCUCUUCGGUUCACAUGCAGUAGUUAUGACUUUUCGAA
Molecule: messenger RNA, 2647 nt
Organism: Rhodamnia argentea
Lineage: Eukaryota; Viridiplantae; Streptophyta; Magnoliopsida; Myrtales; Myrtaceae
Product: S-linalool synthase-like
Exons: 12
Coding region: 122-2524 (800 amino acids)
Biological process (GO): diterpenoid biosynthetic process
Molecular function (GO): magnesium ion binding; terpene synthase activity
Source: RefSeq, a predicted model, not a curated record